Caenorhabditis remanei is the source of this 636-nucleotide messenger RNA. RefSeq lists its product as uncharacterized. The record is from RefSeq and is a predicted model, not a curated record. The transcript has a single exon. Lineage: Eukaryota; Metazoa; Nematoda; Chromadorea; Rhabditida; Rhabditidae. The coding region runs from base 1 to 636 and encodes 211 amino acids.
AUGGCUGAUGAUGGAUACGAAAUGAUGGGGCCACCAGGAGUCGAAGCCAAACCAGAAGCUCCUCCACCUCCUCCUGCAGCACCUGCCAAAGCAACAGCAGCAGCAAUUCCAGAAUUUCCAGUUUCUGCUAGUGGGCCUGAUAAGCCAUCUGCCACUGCUUCUGCCUCAUCAGCUUCUUUUGUUUCUACGGCAACAGCUUCAGCUUCUGUUGCUUCAACUGCCUCUUCUAUUCCACAAUUUCCAUCAACUGUUCUCACUUCUUCUGCGGUGGACUCUGACGAGGCAUCGACCGAAUCUCUAUAUGAUGCACUUACUUAUUCAGACUCGGAGGAAAAAAAACCGAGGAAACCGUUAUAUGACAUGGUUGAUGGAUGGUUUGAAAGUGACGAUGAUGAUGAUGAUGAGGAGAAAGAAAAGAAGCUUACACCAGAUGUGGACGAUGAAAAGGAGAAGAAAGAAAAGAUGCUUAAACCAUAUGCGGACGAUGAAGACCCCAACGAUUACGACGUCAUCAAUUUUGUUCUUCUCGUUUUCUUUCUGAUCUUUAUUCUCUCUGUUUCUAUUCCCGUACUUUUGGCGGCUUCUGGAGUUUGGCACGUGGAUUUGAUUAUGGAACAUUUGAAAUACGGAAUGUGA